Lentinula edodes (shiitake mushroom) is the source of this 396-nucleotide messenger RNA. RefSeq lists its product as uncharacterized. The record is from RefSeq and is a predicted model, not a curated record. The coding region runs from base 1 to 396 and encodes 131 amino acids. NCBI's taxonomy places the organism in Eukaryota, Fungi, Basidiomycota, Agaricomycetes, Agaricales, Omphalotaceae. The transcript is spliced from 3 exons.
AUGGUCAAUGAACUGGUUAUCCAAGCAUCACAAUUACCUGGAUACAAAACAUUCAAGGCCGGUCGUCACCGUGUGCUCCAAUACAAACAAGUAGCAGCACAUUGGGAAUUUGCUGCGACCUUCUCCGCCACUCAUUUUUGUCAAGUGUGUCCAAUAAUGCAUAAUGUCAAGUCCAAGAAAUUGAUUGCAGAUGCUCUUGAACAGGGGCAUGAGCUUAUUCAGCUGUAUGGGGCUCAUGGGAGUCAUGAAUUAUCGGAAGUAGCAACUGAGCUUGCAAGUGGAAAGACCGGUGCUGUUGGACUGAUGGACUUUCUUUGUGCAUGGGAGGAGAUGCAUCCAGUUGCUGGUACAAAGGCUGAGAUGAGGUGUUCGAAGUGUUAUAAUGUAGAGCAGUAA